Messenger RNA from Haliotis rufescens (red abalone), 2994 nucleotides. RefSeq names its product extensin-like. The record is from RefSeq and is a predicted model, not a curated record. Lineage: Eukaryota; Metazoa; Mollusca; Gastropoda; Lepetellida; Haliotidae. The coding region runs from base 1 to 2994 and encodes 997 amino acids. The transcript is spliced from 2 exons.
AUGGACUUCAACAGAAUACCGUACUCCGCCAGGCUCGAGUCUGGGGCGGCCAAUUACUUUUUGAAGCAAAGAAAUAUGAACUGUUAUCAGUUUGUUGACAAGUACACAGGUGAUGCUGGAGUUGAUAGGAAGAUCGUAACACAAGUCACAGACACAAUCAAUAGUUGUUGCUCACGGGUUGCCAAGAGUUGUGUCUUGCAUGUGGGCGUGGCUGCCACAAGUAGUGUCUCGCAGGUGGGCGUGGCUGCCAAGAGUAGUGUCUCCCAGGUGGGCGUGGCUGCCAAGAGUAGUGUCUCCCAGGUGGGCGUGGCUGCCACAAGUAGUGUCUCGCAGGUGGGCGUGGCUGCCAAGAGGUGUGUCUCCCAGGUGGGCGUGGCUGCCAAGAGUAGUGUCUCCCAGGUGGGCGUUGCUGCCAAGAGAAGUGUCUCGCAGGUGGGCGUGGCUGCCACAAGUAGUGUCACGCAGGUGGGCGUGGCUGCCAAGAGGUGUGUCUCGCAUGUGGGCGUGGCUGCCAAGAGUAGUGUCUCCCAGGUGGGCGUGGCUGCUAAGAGUAGUGUCUCGCAGGUGGGCGUGGCUGCCAAGAGUAGUGUCUCCCAGGUGGGCGUGGCUGCCGAGAGAUGUGUCUCGCAGGUGGGCGUGGCUGCAAAGAGUAGUGUCUCCCAGAAGAUCCUGAGUGAGAAUAACAAGCCUUUGUCCCCCUCUCCCCGUCCUCCUCUCCCCGCCCCCCCUCUCCCCGUCCUCCUCUCCCCGCCCCCCUCUCCCCGUCCUCCACGUCCCCUCUUCCAGUCCUACACUCCCCGUCCUCCUCUCCCCGUCCUCCUCUCCCCGUCUAUCUCUCCCCGUCCUCCUCUCCCCGUCCUUCACUCCCCGUCCUCCUCUCCCCGUCCUCCUCUCCCCGUCCUCUUCUGUCCGUCCUCCUCUCCCCGUCCUCUUCUCCCCGUCCUCCUCUCCCCGUCCUCCUCUCCCCGUCCUCCUCUCCCCGUCCUCUUCUGUCCGUCCUCCUCUCCCCGUCCUCUUCUCCCCGUCCUCCUCUCCCAGUCCUCCUCUCCCCGUCCUCCUCUCCCCGUCCUCCUCUCCCCGUCCUCCUCUCCCCGUCCUCUUCUGCCCGUCCUCCUCUCCCCGCCCCCCUCUCCCCGUCCUCCUCUCCCCGUCCUCCACGUCCCCUCUUCCAGUCCUACACUCCCCGUCCUCCUCUCCCCGUCCUCCACGUCCCCUCUUCCAGUCCUACACUCCCCGUCCUCCUCUCCCCGCCCCCCCUCUCCCCGUCCUCCACGUCCCCUCUUCCAGUCCUCCUCUCCCCGUCCUCCUCUCCCCGUCCUCCUCUCCCCGUCCUCCUCUCCCCGUCCUCCACGUCCCCUCUUCCAGUCCUACACUCCCCGUCCUCCUCUCCCCGUCCUCCUCUCCCCGUCCUCCUCUCCCCGUCCUCCACGUCCGCUCUCCCCGUCCUCCUCUUCCCGUCCUCCACGUCCUACACUCCCCGUCCUCCACUCCCCGUCCUCCUCUCCCCGUCCUCCUCUCCCCGUCCUCUUCUGCCCGUCCUCCUCUCUCCGUCCUCCACUUCCCCUCUCCGAGUCCUACACUCCCCGUCCUCCUCUCCCCGUCCUUCACUCCCCGUCCUCCUCUCCCCGUCCUCCACGUCCCCUCUCCCCGUCCUCCUCUCCCCGUCCUCCACGUCUCCUCUCCCCGUCCUCCUCUCGCCGUCCUCCACGUCUCCUCUCCCUGUCCUCCUCUCGCCGUCCUCCUCUCUCCGUCCUCCACGUCCCCUCUACCAGUCCUACACUCCCCGUCCUCCUCUCCCCGUCCUCCUCUCCCCGUCUAUCUCUCCCCGUCCUCCACGUCCUACACUCCCCGUCCUCCUCUUCCCGUCCUCCACGUCCUACACUCCCCGUCCUCCUCUCCCCGUCCUCCUCUCCCCGUCCUCCUCUCGCCGUCCUCCACGUCUCCUCUCCCUGUCCUCCACUCCCCGUCCUCCUCUCCCCGUCCUCCUCUCCCCGUCCUCCACGUCCCCUCUCCCAGUCCUACACUCCCCGUCCUCCUCUCCCCGUCCUCCUCUCCCCGUCUAUCUCUCCCCGUCCUCCACGUCCUACACUCCCCGUCCUCCUCUUCCCGUCCUCCACGUCCUACACUCCCCGUCCUCCUCUCCCCGUCCUCCUCUCCCCGUCCUCCUCUCCCCGUCCUCUUCUGCCCGUCCUCCUCUCCCCGUCCUCCACGUCCCCUCUCCCAGUCCUACACUCCCCGUCCUCCUCUCCCCGCCCCCUCUCCCGCCCCCUCUCCCUGCCCCCGCUCCCCGUCCUGCACGUCCCCCUCUCCCCGUCCUCCUCUCCCUCCUCUCCCCGUCCUCCUCACCCCGUCCUCCUCUCCCCGUCCUCCUCUCCCCGUCCUCCUCACCCCGUCCUCCUCUCCCCGUCCUCCACGUCCCCCUCUCCACGUCCCCCUCUCCCCGUCCUCCUCUCCCCGUCCUCCUCACCCCGUCCUCCUCUCCCCGUCCUCCUCACCCCGUCCUCCUCUCCCCGUCCUCCUCUCCCCGUCCUCCUCACCCCGUCCUCCUCUCCCCGUCCUCCUCACCCCGUCCUCCUCUCCCCGUCCUCCUCUCCCCGUCCUCCUCUCCCCGUCCUCCUCACCCCGUCCUCCUCUCCCCGUCCUCCUCUCCCCGUCCUCCUCACCCCGUCCUCCUCUCCCCGUCCUCCUCUCCCCGUCCUCCUCACCCCGUCCUCCUCUCCCCGUCUUCCAAGUCCCGUCCUCCUCUCCCCGUCCUCCUCUCCCCGUCCUCCACGUCCCCCUCUCCACGUCCUCCUCUCCACGUCCUCCUCUCCCGUCCUCCUCUCCCCGUCCUCCUCUCCCCGUCCUCCACGUCCCCCUCUCCACGUCCCUCACCCCCAUUUGUCCUCCAUCCACCGUCCUCAUCCCAUCCCUCUCGAACUGAAGGGAUUUCAUGAAGUUCAAGAAGUUCACUUGCUAUGGAUGAUUUGUGACUUGUCGGAUUAUGAUCGUUAA